AUGAAUCCUUUUCUUUCUCAGCUUGAAUAUCCAUCGAACCAUGGAACCAUCGAUCUCAGUCAAGUACGUGUGGAGUGUACUGGACAGGAGUUUCACGAGUUGUUGGAAAAGGUUGUGCAUUAUACCAAGAACCACACCAUGGCUCAUUGGUACAAUCCAAGUGACUUGCAGCGCUACCUCCAAGUAAACCCAGGCACCCUUCAUCCAGAUUCUCCGCAUCUGUCAUUCAUUCACAAACGACGAUGUCCCGAGUACUCCAGAAAUCCCAUGUUCCCAUCACUCAACACCACACUUCUAUCCUGUCGUUGGGAAGCAGAGCUCUCUGACUUUCAUCCUCCGGCUCUGAAGGAUGUUCCAGUGUAUUAUACCAGGGAAAACAUACCAGCCCAAUCAGUCACCUUUGGAGCAGCCAUUUUGGGGCCUGCAGGAGAAUUUGAUCGUGCAAUUCUUAUCCGUCCAGUGUACGAAUGGGUCCAUGACGUGUUUGUCCUUGCCCAGACCGACCUUUCUCGCCGAGUGGUGUACAUUCGUCUCCAGUCUUAUAUGCUCGUCCCCCAAUGGCCUUCCAUCUUCUCCGCACAUUCCCAGUUCCUGUCCCAGAUCACUCCUGUCAUCACUGGACCUUGUAACGCUACAACCCAGGCGGUAAUGGAGGUGGUAGGAUAUCAAUACGGCGCGCCAAUUGCUUUUAACCCAAAACAGCGAAAGGAUGUUGAUGAAGUCACUGAAGAACCCGCAUUCCUGGAACCCCAUGACAUCCCAGCUCUCAAAAGCAUGAACAACUUGGGAGAUUGGCUUAUUGAUCAUUCCACCUCUCUCCAUCCAGUAACAUUUCCAUUAGCCAAUGACUCCGACAGUGGAGAGUUGGUUUUCGCUUCAGCAGUAGAGCUCUCCCCCUUCCAGAAUCAUCUAGAACGUAUUGGACGCUAUCCACAAUUUGAUUUUACUCUUUCAUCCGGAAGUACCGAUCAGACAGAAAUGCUCACCGUCUGGGAAUUCCUGGCAGAGAUCAAUACCGCCGACAACCCUAGACCACCCACAUCUCCAUCAGUCAAUCGCAGUUCUCCUUCCAAUUCCCUUCCUGGCAAAGAAGAUGACCUUUGGAAAGAGAAGAGCGAUAACAACUGCGGUAGAGGGGUGAUUUCUAAACUGACCAAGGUGGUGUCAGACAAGGUUUCCGAGAGACAACAGAGAAGAGGAAGAGUAGAAGGGAGUGGUGGUGCAUUCCUGAAGCAAACUUCUUGCGGCGAUGGCUCCCAUGCAAUGGAUACAGACGAAGAUGGCAAGCACCCUUUUCUGGACUGA
Messenger RNA from Marasmius oreades (fairy-ring Marasmius), 1305 nucleotides. RefSeq lists its product as uncharacterized. NCBI's taxonomy places the organism in Eukaryota, Fungi, Basidiomycota, Agaricomycetes, Agaricales, Marasmiaceae. The coding region runs from base 1 to 1305 and encodes 434 amino acids. The transcript has a single exon. The record is from RefSeq and is a predicted model, not a curated record.